Sinocyclocheilus anshuiensis is the source of this 1572-nucleotide messenger RNA. It is a transcript of the gene mrpl37, whose product is annotated as mitochondrial ribosomal protein L37. Lineage: Eukaryota; Metazoa; Chordata; Actinopteri; Cypriniformes; Cyprinidae. The record is from RefSeq and is a predicted model, not a curated record. Gene Ontology annotation, biological process: translation. The transcript has 7 exons. Gene Ontology annotation, cellular component: ribosome; mitochondrion. Bases 145 to 1449 code for a protein of 434 amino acids. Gene Ontology annotation, molecular function: structural constituent of ribosome.
UUUCCAGAAGAAGACAGACUUCCCCACGUGAUGUCGUACAAUCAUGGCCGCCUCCUGAGUGCAAAGAGAAAAUGUCACAACGACGAACAUCAUUUGGUUUUGUUGAACAUAGACUAGUAUAUUAAUUUCAGACACCUAUUAUACAUGCUAGUAAAAAUGUUUAAAGCAACAGCGCAAAGAGUUAGCACGUCGGCUUAUAAAAUAACUCAAAACUGUAAAUCAAAAGACAGUCAUAGUGUCCUCAUUAUGAUUCCUCAUGGACGUCGCUGCUUAUCCACCAGCUCUUGUUUAUAUGGGAAGAUUCUUCCGAGAAGAAAACCUCGAGUGGUCCAUGAAAUAUCCGGACUGGAGCCGAUCACUUAUGCCGACAGGAUGCACUUCGUCCCUGGACUGGCAAAGCCGAAGUUUCCUCCUUGGGAACGUGGAUGGAAAGAACCGAAUCACUAUCAGUCCCCUAACCUAGAAGAUAUGCCUCUGUAUAAAGAUAAACCAUGUUACAUAUUCAAUCAGAGGACGAAUGUGCUGGAAGGUGUUCGACAAGCCCUCUGGCUCAGUAAGUCAGUCCUCAUUAAAGGGUUACCUGAUCAAAUUCUCACCCUUGCUGAAGAUCCAGCCAAUCAUAUUGAGAAUCAAGAUGAGAGAGUACAGAACGCCAUUAAAAAUUCCAGACUGUGGGACACCACAGAACACCGGCCACCCAGAGAAAGGUUCUGUCCCUCGCUCUUAAACGGACUGCUUCACCUGUGUGGAGGCCUGCAGGUCACUCAUCCUGAGCUGGCCAAGAGGAUUCUUGCUGAGAAAUACAGUUUAGCAGCGACCUGGAGGAGAGGAGAGGACGUGUUUCAGGUCAGAGGUCAGAAUGGGUUGCUGUUGAACUCCAUGACCCCUUUACCGGUGGUGGCUGGACAGGAGCAGAUCCAGAGCACUGCUGAUCAGGCUCUGGAGACCUUCUAUCCCAUUGCGCCCACCAUUGACCUUCAGAACACACAUGUUUACCAGGAGAAGAACGACACAGGAUUCAGAAAGGACUAUCCUUACCCUCAUGCCCACACUCUCUUCCUGAUGGAGAUGGGAAAUACCCCAAAACUCCUUCCUGAACAGCUCCGUGCUAAAAUGGUAAUGUUCACCUUUGGAAAUGCGCUGGCUCGAGCACAAGCCUUGUAUGGGAAGGAGCCCAGUGUCCUGGAGAAGCCCAUCGUGGUGCAGAGCGUGGCCACUAAUGGCCGUCUCUUCCAGUUUGUGGUGUUUCAGCUUAACACGACUGACCUGCAGUCUGACAGUGGAGUGAAGAAUCUGGCAUGGGUGGACGAGGACCAGCCUCUCUAUGAGUUUGCCAAGGUCAAGCCUCUUAUCAAGAAGAAAGUUGUGCAGGUCCCUGCUGGUUUGUCAGGAUAUCAGCCUAACACCUUCAAGAAGUUCCUGGCACUCUACUUACAUGGAGCAGUGUGAACAGACCAAAGCACCUUUGCCAGAAUUAUGCCAGAGUUAUUUCAAUAUGUCAAACUCCCAUAAUUGAAAAAAUAAUUAAGAACUGUGAAUAAAAUGUUGGCAGUUGAGACUAACCAUGACUGU